Centropristis striata (black sea bass) is the source of this 4842-nucleotide messenger RNA. RefSeq names its product microtubule-associated tumor suppressor 1-like. The record is from RefSeq and is a predicted model, not a curated record. NCBI's taxonomy places the organism in Eukaryota, Metazoa, Chordata, Actinopteri, Perciformes, Serranidae. Gene Ontology annotation, molecular function: microtubule binding. Bases 678 to 4505 code for a protein of 1275 amino acids. The transcript has 15 exons. Gene Ontology annotation, cellular component: cytoplasm; nucleus.
UCCCUCUGUAAACUUAGGAGUGGAGUACUUCACUAAACGCAAUCCUGAGCUGGACCUUGACGUGUCUGCAGUGGGGAGCAGUGUGCAGCCAAGUGACUGAUAGUGUCUGACACAGUGGCUGGUUGGAGAGAUUGCUGAGCUACUGCUGCAGUAGGCCUGUUGGACUAAGUCACGUUACCUCAGGGAGGGGAGGAAAAAUCCAGAGUCCAAUGUCUGUGCAGGGGGCACCCUCAUUCAGGCUGUGAUGUUACUGAUGCACGGUUGACUCUGAACACGAGGAGGGAGGAGUAGUUUGACAGGGGCUGUUGGUGUCUGGCUGAAGCUCACUCGCACACCAUUGCCUGCUCAGUUGGCUGGAUUUAGCGCGUUGGAAGGAAAGCAGUAAUGGGAUUGUCUCUGAGAGGGUAAAAUGAGCCGGGUGAACCUGCAAAAACUGAUGAUCUGAUAGGAUCCAGCAGGCAACAAGGCUGACUGUGGAGGAAUUUUGUUUUCCACUCUUGUCAUUAACUGGAGAGGACAAGAGUGGCCGUAUUGAGUUACUUCAUACUAAAGUGGAUCCAUUUUAUAUGGAAGAUAUCCAUGCCUGAUCAAGAAAAUUGAUGGAUUUCUAUGCUGCUAAUCAAAUGCAAAGAUAUUUAGAGCUGCAGUAGUAGGCAAAGUCCCACCAGAACUCCAGAAUGUCUCAUACAACAUUUACCAUGUCUAAUGACCAAGUUGAGGGCAAAGUUUCUCUGCCCCACAGGGAGGCCCUCUCCCCUGAGAGUCAUUACAGCAACUCGUCACUAUCGCCUUCACCUGACUCUAACAGUAGUAUGUCAAACAUGAGUGACAGAGAAGCUAGCAGCUCCCCUGAUGUCAACAUGCUGGAGUGCUGCUUCAGUAAUGGCUCCUCUGUUGAUAACCUCUACAACACCACUUUACCACAGGAUAAUGUAUGCGGCGGUGUAAGCAUGAACCUGAACCAAACCUUUAUUUCCACACCUGUUAAUAGCAGUGUGAAUUUCUGGAAUGAAAACUUGAGUCUGAUGAGCAACACUGAUUCAGGAUCCGAUAAGUACCAGACUUUCAGUAAGAACAUGGAGGGUGGAAGUAACAGUGCAGUGCUGUCUCCAGACUCUGCUGGGAGGGAGAGCCAGCUAAGUUCAGGUGACACCUCCCGUAGAGGAUCCACUGAUAAUGACUUCUGCUCCCUGAGCUCUGGAGAAAUGGUGGUAAGGAGCAACAGCUUUUGUCUAGCGGACGAGUCACUCUUGCACAUCUCUUCCCUAGAGGAGUCGUCGUCAAUAUCUCUAGUUGCUAGCAAUCCAGCAUGCAGCAUGUUGCCUGAAUCUAACCUGAUGUCUACCACUCUGCCGGAUGUUCUUGAAAAAUCUUCGGAAGGAUUAAUUGAGGAGAACAGAGGCCAUCCAUGUCUUGGCAUGACUUUCACUGAGGGAGAGCUCCCCACUGAGGACAAUGAGAUGUCAACAUCCAACUCUCCUGUAGCUCUGCCAACUGAGAAUGAAGGAGGUCUUUUGAUGACCUUUGUCUGUGAAGCAUCUCCUACAGAUUGUGCACAAGAGACUCAGUUUGCUAGUGCGGAAGAAGAGCCAGUGCCCCAUAUCCCUGAAACAUUUACACCAGAACAAGGCAAGACCUUUGUGUCCACUCUGUCAGCUAAGCAAGAUACUGAUAAGGAUAUUUAUACUUCCACCCCAGUACAAAACACUGGCAUGAUACCCAGCCUGCCCUCCCUCUCUGAGUCUCCCUGCACUGGCAGCCCAGGACUCUGCCCUGUCAAACAGAAGCAAAUCUCUGCCACUACUAACCGUUUGGUUGCAGCACUGAUGCCUUCAGUCAGCAAAGUCAAGAAAAUUGAAAUUAAGAAGUUUCCCAAGUCAGACUUCAGCAGAGUAAAAUCUAAAGUCGUGACAAGAAGUGUGCAUCAACUGUCAGUGGCAGGCCCUGCCUCACAGCACAAACCCACCCAAAUUAACAUCAACAGUAAACACACUGAAGCACAUAGAAUCAAGAAUAGUCCUGCCAAGUUAAGGAGUACCACUGCAGUUGUCUCUACCACCACUAAAACCAUGGAUGGACAGAGCAAGAGUACAGCAUCCCCAUUUCAUCAGCACCCAGCUGCAAAUAAACCAGCUUCCGCAGUGCAAUGCAAUAAUGCCAGCUCUGAAACAGAACAGGCAGCCUUAUGCCAAGAAGCAGACAGCACAGCACAACAUGCUGGCAACCAGACUUUCUGCCUCUCAUCCUUAGAAAAAUCCCCUGAUAGAAGUGGCCAAAAAGAUCCCAAACCAUCUCCAAAAAAAGGCGUGUUAAACAAAAUUGAGGUCAAGUCUGGCUCAGCUUUAGGUCAGGACAAGUCUCCUCUCCUCAAGACACGACCUCGCUGCUCAUCGGAGAGUUCUUCAUUGUCAUUACGGCCGUCCAGGGAGAAGAGAACAACCCUAAGGAUCUCAAAUAGUUUUAUCAUUUCAAAAACUGACACCCACCUGGGCCAGACCAAACCAGGUCACCUGAACUGCUCUCCCUUGAAUAAACAGACUGAGGCCACGAACAGACCUGCUGAAAACUCCACAAGAGAGGUUAGGAGGAUCAGCCUGGUGGCAGAGUCCAGUAAAUCUACAUUAUCAGGAGCCUCGGGGGAUGAGAGUAAGAGCAGAUUUCGAGCAAGGCCAUCUCCAAGACAAACAAGAGUACCACCACCUUCAGAACCUCCAGCUGCCAGUCCCAGACCAGCCACUCUGUCAGCCAGGCAGAGGCAGGGGACCCUGGGGAGGGAUGAACACAGGACCCCCAAAGCUGUAGGGACACCACAGUGCAAGCAGAAGAGAAGCACAGGCAGUCAGAGAGUGCAAGCAACAGGAGAGCAAUCCCUUGGAACUGCCUCAACAAUUAGUAUUAGGCCUCAACUGAAUGGAUCCCGACCUCUUCAUACUCCCACUCGGCCCUCUCUUAUGGGCCCUCCCCCUACUCCUUCUUCUAGACUACCACGCAAGACCCCGGGGCCAUCCAGGAGCCUCACUGAGACAGCCAGUGUUCACACUGAGCUGAGUGAAGGUGCUGGGAGUACACAAGUUUCUGGAGGAGCUGCAAAUAAACCAUCUGUUUUAAAAACUGCUGUGCUGAAAGCUAGACUCACAACCCCUGGAAAAAAAAACACUGGACCAUCUUUGGCGACAUCAUGCAGACCUGCUGCUUUUAGCAGCAGAGCUUCUUCAAGUUCUACAGUCAGUCCUCUGAAAAGGGUCGGCUCUGCAAGACUUGUUCGUCUGACUUCAAGUGGACCUGUGGACAAGAACAAACCAAAGGCCGGGUCACGCCAGCAACACCCUCAGCAGCAAGCAUCCCAACCGAAGCAGCGUAAUGGACCUCCGGAUGUGGUACCAGAGAGUGUCUCCGAGGGUGGGAGAAAGGACCAGAGCAUCCAGCAGCUCAGAGGACUCCUGGCAGCCGGGAACCGCAGAUUUGAGGCCAUCGCCAUCGUCCUGCAGCAAGCUUUGGCUGAGCGUGAUGAAUCCAAGAGGCAGUGCAGGGAUCUGUCCCAGGAGCUGGCCAACCUUCGAGGAGAGCUGGUUUGCUCCGUCCAUUCAUCUGAGCGUCUGGAGAAGGAGAAGGAUGAGCUGCGUGUUGCUCUGGAGGAUGCACUGCACAGACUGCAGGAACAACAUCAGCAGGACCUGGCUGAGAUGGAGCAGAGGCUGCAGGCCUUCUACCAGGCUGAGUGGGACAAGGUCCACCUCACCUACCAGGAGGAGGCAGACAAGUGCAAGACUCUCAUGCAACAGCAGAUGGGAGAGCUUAAAGCCAAUCAUGAAACCAUGAAGCUGGAACUAGAGAGCAGCCAUGCAGAGCAGCUGCAGUCUGUUAAACAGCAGUAUGAAAUGUCACUGGGAGAGCUCAGAAAAGUCCACAAUCAGGAGCUGCAGUCUUUGGACGAAACUUUGAAAGAGACAGGAGCCGCUCUAUCUGGAAAGAUUGAAGAGCUCACUGUGGAGAACAAUGCUCUACUUGAGAAGCUCACAGCAGAGGAGAACAGGAGGAAACAGCUGGCUGAAAAGAGUCAGAAGGACUCCCACACCCUGUAUCUGGAGCAGGAGCUCGACAGCCUCAAAGUGGUGCUGGAUAUCAAAAACAAACAGCUCCACCAGCAGGAGAAGAAGCUGAUGGAGAUCGACAAACUUAUGGAGAAAAAUGUUAAGCUGGAUGAGAGCCUUAAGAAGGUCCAGCAGGAGAAUGAGGACUUCAAAGCCCGCAUGGAAAGACACGCUGCACUGUCAAGGCAGCUGUCCACAGAGCAGGCCGUGCUGCAGGAAUCCCUUCACAAGGAGUCCAAGGUGAACAAGCGUCUGUCGAUGGAGAACGAGGAGCUCAUGUGGAAGCUCCACAACGGAGACCUGAGCAGCCCCCGCAAAGCCUCCCCCACCUCCACCUCCCCCUCGCGCUCCUUCAGCCUGCAGUCCCCUCGCAGCUCGGGCCUGUUCUCCAGCCCUCCGGUCUCACCCAGAUAACGAUGGGCCUCUGCUUCCAGGAAGCACAGCCUCUCUUUUUGAGUUGUCCCGCUGGAAUUAAGAGCCAUGUUUGUUUCCUGUUCGCUUAGCAACACGACAGCCUGACUCUGGCUCCUUCAGGAUUGGAUGAACUCAGACACUUUCUGUACAGAGGUACAUGGGGGGGGGAGAAAAGAAAAGAAAAAUGUUGCACAGGAGCACUUAAUAAGCAAGGUCGCCUUGUUUUCCGCCUUUCACGUUGGAUACUAUGGAUGGGGGGGUUGGGGGGGUAAAGGAAAUCUCAGGACUUCAUGUGAUGACACUAUUUUUUUACUUGUUGGAGGCUUGUCUGUCCUGA